Lodderomyces pseudojiufengensis is the source of this 669-nucleotide messenger RNA. RefSeq names its product Pop3p (gene POP3). Bases 1 to 669 code for a protein of 222 amino acids. Gene Ontology annotation, cellular component: nucleolar ribonuclease P complex; cytosol; ribonuclease MRP complex. The record is from RefSeq and is a predicted model, not a curated record. NCBI's taxonomy places the organism in Eukaryota, Fungi, Ascomycota, Pichiomycetes, Serinales, Debaryomycetaceae. Gene Ontology annotation, molecular function: ribonuclease MRP activity. Gene Ontology annotation, biological process: intronic box C/D snoRNA processing; tRNA processing; rRNA processing. The transcript has a single exon.
AUGCCGCCAAAAAGUAAAGGAAUAGUCAAAAAGACAGAUCAGGCGAUGGGUUCAUCCCUCAAAGCUAAGAAUAAUAAGAAGAAACAAGUUUUUAAAGCACUACUAGAUAACCCGUUCACAUCAAAUAAUUGGCCAUUUAUUCAACCAAAAGAUUCCGAAGAUAUAUUGACUGUUUUCAAGGUGCUAAUAAAGCCACAUUUUAAUCAAGUCAAUGCUGAAGAUAAACCUAAAAUAUUUAAAAGUCCUCAUGAAGGGGUAUAUUUCGGUUUUAAUUCUAUAGUGGAGACAUUAGAAAGACAAGCAUCGAAUUUUAGAGGAAAGAAAAAGGAUUCAAUAGAACCUUUGAAAUAUUUAUUAGUUUGUAAGAAUGAAUUACCUUCAGUUAUGACAGAUUUAUUACCAACAUUAUGUUUCACAGCCUCAAAAGAUCAAAACGAUAAGGUUAAGUUGAUUCAAUUACCUAAGGGGAGUAUGGAAGUACUAUCUAAUUGUAUCGGUAAACCAAGAUGUGGAAUAAUUGCACUUAAUAAACGGGAAGAAUUUGAAUCGUUGAACAUUUUGAUGGAUAAAGUUGAUGAUAUUACGAUUCCUUGGUUAAAUGACAUAUUUAAUUCACCAACACAAUUUUAUGCUCCAAAGAUAUCUACAAAUAAACCUAACGUUGUAUAG